This is a messenger RNA of Scylla paramamosain (green mud crab), 5856 nucleotides long. Its product is annotated as tyrosine-protein kinase Dnt-like. Lineage: Eukaryota; Metazoa; Arthropoda; Malacostraca; Decapoda; Portunidae. Gene Ontology annotation, molecular function: ATP binding; protein kinase activity. The record is from RefSeq and is a predicted model, not a curated record. Gene Ontology annotation, biological process: cell surface receptor protein tyrosine kinase signaling pathway; axonogenesis; positive regulation of kinase activity. Gene Ontology annotation, cellular component: plasma membrane; signaling receptor complex.
GCACACCACAGUGCCUCUCUGGCUCUCGUGACGUGUGGUUGUUCUCACGCUGCUCCGCCGGUCCGCAGUGCCAGUGCCGCCCGAUCCUGGCACCCCGUAGAAGUGUCGCCCAGUUUGCUUCCCCGAAUCCCAGCCCGGCCCAGCUCUGUAGGGAGGAUUAGGGAAGGCAGACCCGUGUUUUUCCUUCCCCGUGACGCCGUGACUUGCCGCCGACACGUGAAAAGUGAACACUGUCUUGGCCAGGCUUUUUAGAGACCUUUUAUCGAGACGUGGCGCGGGGGAGGAGAGGAGGAAGGAACACUCUAAGAGACUCUAAAUCCGUCUUGAGCUGUGGCACGAGGGAGCAAACGUCUCUGUCACUCAGAGAAAACACUUGAUUCAACCUCACCUAACCUAACCACACAUCCUCUCUCUCUCUCUCUCUCUCUCUCUCUCUCUCUCUCUCUCUCUCUCUCUCUCUCUCUCUCUCUCUCUCUCUCUCUCUCUCUCUCUCUCUCUCUCUCUCUCUCUCUCUCUCUCUCUCUCUCUCUCUCUCUCUCUCGUGUGGAAAGGCAUUGAGGAGUGACAGACAGACAGACAGAAAGACACAGGAGGCUCACCAAGGCCUGGCCCUCACGCACCUGUUUACUUCACUCUCCAGGUGGGUGGACAGGUCCCGUCGCGGCUCACCUGCGUGUUUUGCUCAGAACAAGCUAUCGCCAUGGUCCCACGCCCAGCCUCAGACACCCCACACCUUCCAGGCGCCCAAGCGUGAUGCCGUGCCGCCCAUGAGGGUGCAAUGGGCGGCGGGGCGGCGGGUGGUGGUUGGCGGCGCGGCGGGUGGUGGUGGUGGGCGGCGGUGGUGGCAGUGGGCGCGGUGGUGGUGAUGCCCCGCCAUGCCGCUGCUAACAUCGAUCUCUACAUGUCCAGCGAAGAGACCCACCGGCUGCUGGGUCUGCUGGCCGAGCUGUACUACGUGCGCGAGGGAGUCAUCAACACCUACGCCCUCAACUUCACCGUCCCCGUGCCGGCAAACUUCACCUAUAUCUACUUCACAUGGAAGAGCCUUAUCAAGCGGCCGAUGCAGUACAUGGCCCACAUCGACUACAACAACGGGGAGGCGAUGGCACUUCCUCAACUCAACAUCUCCAACAAAGGCGUCGUGCCGAUCCAACCUGAUACCUUUAGCGUGUCCCUCCCCUGCUCGGGCCGCGUCAACGCUGAGGUCAUGGUAAACCUGCACCUUAACAUCACCACCCAAAAUCUCACCAACAUUACCAUCAAGAGGAAGAAGAUCUGCCUCAAAGAGGAGUUUGCUCCGAGGAACGAGAGCAUCUACCUUCGCCCGGAGUGGAUGUCCACCUCGCUCGGGACGCUGUACGUGGCCAUGGGGGCUGCCUGCACCUUCACCGUCCUGGUCAUCACCAUUGCCUCCGUCCUCUACCUCAGAGUCAAGAGGACCAGAACACAGGCGUCACUCACCUGCCGGUACUACAGUGGGCCAGGCUACAUGGGCGACACGAGUGGCACCACGGGGGGCAGUGUGCGCGGCCCCGCCUCGCUCCGCAGCAACUCCUACGUCACCAUCGCCUCCUUCAAAAAGGUGCCCAUCAUCUCCAGCGAGAAAAAGAAGAAAGCCAAGGUGUGUGCUGCCGGAACGGGGGGAGAGUCCCUGCACUACGCCUCGUCGCCACUCUCGCAGGUGUACUCACAGCCCUACUCUCCUGCCCAUUCACUCCCCGCCUCCCGACACUCGCACGCCUCCUGCUGCGCCUCCUCCCUGCACUCCCAGGCUUCGUGGCGUGACCCUCGCAACCUUGACCCCAGUGAGAGGGUGAGGCAGCUGGCCAUAGACGGCUGGAAGGUGGAGGUGGGCGAGGUGGUGCAGGAAGGCACCUUCGGGAAGGUGCUGCGAGGCGUCUAUCGAGACCCCUACGCCCGCGCAGCUCUUAAUGUCAUCAUCAAAACAGUCUCAAGUGAGGCGUCUUCAGCACAGGCGAGGAUGGCAGUUAGAGAAGGGCUGCUGUUGGCAGGUCUUCACCACCAACACCUCUUGCCCGUGUUGGGGGUUUGCCUCGCCGAUCCUCGCCGUCCUCUCCUCCUGUACCCACAUCUCGGCCUCACUAACCUCAAGACGUAUCUGCUGGGCUGCGGGCGGGGCUCCAAUGAUGGAGUGAAGCUUCUGACUCGAGAUCUGGUGCACAUUGCCAUCCAAAUUUGCCUGGGACUCAUCCACCUUCACCAGCAGCGACUCCUGCACAAAGACGUCGCUACCAGAAAUUGCUUGAUUGACUCAGAACUACAGGUUCGGGUGUCAGACACUGCCCUGGCCCGGGACCUCUUCCCACAGGACUACCACUGUCUUGGGGACAACGAGAACCGCUCCGUCAAGUGGCUGAGUCUGGAAGCCCUGAUCCACAAACAAUUCACUCCUGCUAACGAUGUGUGGAUGUUCGGAGUGCUCCUGUGGGAACUGGCGACGCUGGCUCAGCAGCCCUACAUCGAGGUGGAUCCCUUCGAGAUGGCAGCCUAUCUGCGUGACGGCUACCGCCUGGCCCAGCCCAACAACUGCCCUGAUGAGCUGUUUGGGAUGAUGGCACGGUGCUGGGCCCCAGCACCUGAGGACCGAGCCAGCUUUCCCCACCUCCUCUCCUGCCUCCAGGAUUUUUACUCAGCCCUUGGAAAAUACAUUUGAAAAUGUCAUUGUAUGUUCAUGUGUCCACUGCCUGUGAAACCAAAUCAUCCUAGAAGUGUUAAAGUCAAGAGUCUUACUGUGUACUCAACUUAUAAAUUUAUAACCAUAUGCUGUAACAUUUAAGUCGUCAUGUGUCAAUACGCUGUUAAUCCAUAAGCCUAAUUGUUUCUAAGAGCAGCGAAAAUUUGAUAUCAGAGAAACAAUAGCGACCAAAUAGUUACAUCUUUUCUUUUACAAACUAUGUAAUUAAGGGUUGUGUGUAUGAAUCCUCACCACUCAUCACCUGACUGUAGAAAGGACCAGGAAAAAGAAGAAUCCUUAUUUUGAUGAAUUACAAAUAUGUUCCCUUGUGACUAAUCUGAAAUUACAUAAAUAUUGAAUUAUUAUUAUUCUCUUCCAGGUAGAGGCCAUGUUUCACGUAUAUGGCUGCGUGAAAUUGAAAGGAAUCUACACACAAUCUAACGCAAAUAAUUGUUUCUUUAAUUUUGAAGUGAAGGUAUUGAGGUAUCUGACUUCUUUAUUAUACAUUUAUUCAUCAUUUAUUCACUGGCUCAGGUACGAACACUAGGUUUGAUAAUGCUUAAGAAGGAGUAAAUUAUCAUCUGUCUUCGAGGCUCCACUGAUGGACUCUUGGUAUGGACAGUGAAUGGAUUGUUGUUUGGUGACUGAAGGUGCAGUACAAGUUUUCCUCCAAUACUUGUGUGAACUUGCUCAUGUUGGCGCUGGCAAGUGUUGCAAGGCAGUGUGUGUGUGUGUGUGUGUGUGUGUGUGUGUGUGUGUGUGUGUGUGUGUGUGUGUGUGUGUGUGUGUGUGUGUGUGUGUGUGUGUGUGUUUAAUAUAAUUUGAAUAUAAUAAGUUGAUGAAUUGUGUUGAAAAAAUACUAACUAAACUAAUUGUUUUCAAGCAAGACUGCAGUGAACAAAAAGGAGCAUAUGUUGACAAGUUUGUGUGAUGAUUAUUGUCUGACUUAUAAUGGCAAACAGAGGUCCUCACAUUAUGUAACUGAAUGUUUAUAUAUUUACUUGUGUGGGUAUAUAUCCACAUACAUAUACAUAUACUGUUAAUUUAUUACCAUGCAUGAGUUAUACUACACUCAUGAACAUUUCUGUGUGUAAGAGUGUGUGGGUUGGGCAUGGUUGUGUGUAUGUAGGAGCUGUAAAUAUAUAGAGUAUGUUUAUAACCAUAGUGAUAUAUGUAUAUGUAUGUCUAUAUACUAAAUGCCUUUAUUUGUAUUUAUAUCACAAAUGAACACGACUAGCGAUGUGCAAUAUAGAAGGUACGUGCUUACUGACAGGCCUCGAGGUCUUCCAGUGUGGAAGACACCGAUUCUCAAAAUAGAAAUAUGUGUCAACAUUUUCUUUCUCAUUGUUUUGCUUAGACAUAUUUCUUCCUUUUGUUCCAUUACAUGAUAUGGAACACUUCCUUCUGUGCUGAACAGCUUGAAUAACAGAAGUGGGUGAAAUUUUAAGCCACCAAAGAAUGAGGAUCCAUUAUUUUGGCUGUAAGAAUUUCUCUCUCUCUCUCUCUCUCUCUCUCUCUCUCUCUCUCUCUCUCUCUCUCUCUCUCUCUCUCUCUCUCUCUCUCUCUCUCUGUCUCUGUCUCUCUGUCUCUGUCUCUGUCUCUCUCUCUCUCUCUCUCUCUCUCUCUCUCUCUCUCUCUCUCUCUCUCUCUCUCUCUCUCUCUCUCUCUCUCUCUCUCUCUCUCUCUCUCUCUCUCUCUCUCUCUCUCUCUCUCUCUCUCUCUCUCUCUCUCUCUCUCUCUCUUUUUAUGUGUAAGAUGAAGUGUGUGGCUGAGGAAAAUGGAAUACCAGAAUAUGACUAAUCAAUAAUAGAAUAAAGUGUCAUGGUAACAAGUAGAAUUUUCACUUCUGACAAGGAAAGCAUUUACAUCGCUCACAACAUUUCACACGUGAGGAAAGACUGUAGUUGCUCUUAAUCUGCUGAGUUAAAAUCAAUUCAACAUCAAGCAUGCCUUUGAGAAAGUAUCAGAGCUGCUCUUUCAGCUAAUUUAGGAAAGAAAAGUUAAUGCAAUAUAGUACAAGUUGCUGCCUCCUACCUUCGUGUUUUAAUUGGAGGAAACUGUUUGAAAAUUUACUUACAAAACGUUCUUGGUAAAUAGCCUUCACUACUUUCAUUAUCAAACUUUUCAGGCUCCUAGUAAUGAGGUAAGAGAGUUUUGUGUUAUAUAUUGAUACUUAUUCAGUAAGAGUAUUAUGUGCACUACGGAUAACAUUCUUUCAGUUCGACUCAUCUACUUUGUGUUGUUAAUAUACAUUUAGAUAAGGAGUUGAGUGGGUGAAUGACAACUUAUCCAACUGUCAAAUAAGAGAAUGGAUGACCAUAACUGUUAGUUAAGAAAAUGGAUUUUAAGAAUCAAAAUGUAAUGCCAUACUCUAGAUUAAGAGUUAGAAUGGUGCUACAUUAAUGACUGAUCUACAGUGAUAUGAGACAUAGGUUAUAAUCAAUUGUAAGCCUCCACUGCUGACCAUGUGAAAGUCUACCAGAUGCUUUGUGCUAUAUACUUCGAUGAGCCAGAGUGUGAUAUGUUAUUUUUUUGUCUUCAUCAGUCAUCACUAAACAAAAUUUAGAACUCAAUCAUGCCAGCCACAUUACCUUGUCAAGUUUUCAGUGCUACACUAUUUAAAAAGACAUGGUUGAUGUUUCUUGUUACUUCAUUGAUGUGUUCUUUACAUAUGUGACAUCGUACGUAUCUUGAAUUUAUGAACUAAUAAAGUGAAAAUCGUUCUAAAGAUUCCAAUACACUGAAGUAGAAGUAUCCAUACAUCGUAACUGAACGGAAAAAUGUUUUGACAGCAUGUAUGAAACAGAAAAUAAUGGAUGUUUUCCCUGUCUGCAGGAAUAACCUUGAGAAAGAAAAGUAGUAAAUAUCAGCAACAAGACAGAAGCCAUCCAUCCCAUAGGUAUGGCGAAGUACUCCAAUCCUCCAAUGAACGAGUGUGCCCGUCCUGCAGGCGGCAGCAGCGCCUGGCUCCUCCAGGGGAAUGCCACGCUUGCCAAUGCACACGCCAGAUCUGAGAGUACCCAGUUGUUGUUCUUGUUGUUGUUGUUGUUGUACUUAAAAAAAAUAGUGCAUGUUGCAAGUCGCACAUUGUCCAUUUUUGUACCAGCCUUUGUUAAUUAACGAAGAAUAAAUAACUGGUGCUUCGACCCAAGAAAUUGUGA